Physella acuta is the source of this 2510-nucleotide messenger RNA. RefSeq names its product kinesin-like protein KIFC3. Gene Ontology annotation, biological process: microtubule-based movement. Gene Ontology annotation, cellular component: microtubule cytoskeleton. Gene Ontology annotation, molecular function: microtubule binding; microtubule motor activity; ATP binding. Lineage: Eukaryota; Metazoa; Mollusca; Gastropoda; Physidae. The record is from RefSeq and is a predicted model, not a curated record.
AUCCCUGCCCACACCCUGGGGCCAGAGGAGACCAGGUGGAGACUACUCCAGAUCCAGAGGUCACAUGAUGAGAGGGUUAAGGACAGGGAUGACACCAUCGCUCACCUUCGUCAGAUCAUUACAGACCAGGAAACACAAGCACACGCCGACAGCCUCAACUCUGCUGGACAUGCAGCAAGCGUCAGACAGACGACACCAACCAGCAAGUUGCUGGAUCAGAUCCAAAGUCUGCAGAGAGAGAAAGAAACUCUCUUACUAAAGCUGACAGAGCAUGAAACCAAAUCUAUUAUCGACUCGAUGACGACUGGGGAUGGCUCUGGUGAUGGCUCUGAUGAUGACGUGGACGAAUCUGUGCAGCUCGGCUCCUGUAUUUCGGACACGGAAAAAGAAUUGAUGCUGAUAAAAAGGGACAAAACUCAUUUGAGCAAAGAGAUCAAGAGGCUGAAGGAAGAGAACCAGGCAUUACGUCAUCAUUUGACCAGGUGUGGCGUCAACGUCCCCCAGCUGAACUCUCGUACACAGCCAGGUCAGGUCAAAGGUCAAGUCAAAGGUCAGCCAGAAGUUGGGACAGCAGUUGCUUCCCUGGAUGAUCAUCUCCACAUGCUGACAAGAGAGGUGGACCUUCAGCUCAAGGAGCUAAGCCACAGUGAGCUCAAGCUGGAGCUGUACGAAGGUCACCACAAAGGUCACGAUGAGCAGGUGAGGUCAGAGGUCAGCCAGGAAGUGCAGGAGGAGGUUAGAAAGUUGAAGGCCACGCUGCUCAGGUUACGUGACGUCACAGCGGUGGUCAGCUCCGAGUUUCAGGUUGUCAAGAAAUCUUACCUGGCACUGAAGAGAGAGGUCAAGGACAUUCCACUCACAGUAGGACAGGCCAUGGCACUCUUACAUCAGCAGAUCAAGACGAGUUUGGAGGACAUCAACAGCAGGAACCAGGAGCUGGUGGAGAAAUACCUGCGGGAGAUGAAGCUACGCAAGAAGUUGCACAACCAGCUGGUGGAGGUCAGAGGCAACAUCCGGGUCCUGUGCCGAGUGCGGCCAGCCAUCAAGGAGGACGGGACGGACGAGACAGCCCUGGUUGUCUCCCUUGACAAGGACGACGACUCUCUUGUCAAGGUACUCAACAACGGCCGUCUGCAGCUUUUCGACGUCGAUAAGGCUUUCGGCAUGGGCAGCACGCAGUCUCAGGUUUUCGAUGAAGUGUCGGCUCUAGUGAGGUCAAUCAUUGACGGCUACAAUGUCUGCAUUUUCGCCUAUGGGCAGACAGGCUCAGGGAAGACUUUCACAAUGGAGGGCACUAAAACAGAUCCGGGCAUCAACCAAAGGGCACUUCAGCUUCUGUUCGAGGAGACCCAGGGCAUAGAGGGCAGCGAGUGGCAGUACGAGAUCACGGCAAGCGUGGUGGAGAUCUACAACGAAACCAUCAGAGACCUUCUGAGCCAUGACCCCAACAGCAAGUUAGAGGUCAAGAUGAAACCAGAAGGAGGCUACCACGUGCCCGGUCUAUACACCGUGUCUGUUUCUUCUUUGGCAGAAGUUAAUAAAAUGUUUGAGACCGGAAGAAGGAACCGAGUCACGGCCUCCACCAACAUGAACGAGCACUCCUCCAGAUCUCACUGUCUGUUGUGUGUGACAGUCAAGGGGCACAACCCCAUCACAGGAGUUCGCUCCCUUGGUCGGCUGAACCUGGUUGACCUGGCCGGGUCCGAGCGGGUCAGCAAGUCCAUGGCAGACGGCAGCCGUCUGAAGGAGGCCCAGAGUAUCAACAAGUCCCUGGCCUGUCUGGGUGACGUCAUACACGCCCUCAGGAACAAGCAGGCGCACAUCCCGUACCGGAACUCUAAGCUGACCUAUUUACUGCAGGACUCGCUGGGUGGUGACAGCAAGACGCUGAUGAUCGUGCAGGUGGCGCCGGUCGAGAAAAAUGUUCACGAGACGGUCUGCACUUUGACCUUUGGUCAACGUGUCAAGAACGUCGAGCUGGGGACCGCCACCAGGAACGUGGACAGUGUCAAGACGACCCCCAUGACGCCUGCGACCCCUGCGACCCCCGUGACCCCCGUUCGACCUUCAAGCAUUAAAAUCAUGACAUCAUCUGCCUCCACGCCGUCAUCAGUGACGUCAUCCCCCGUCAGCUCACCUGGUACCUCCCGCCGCCUCCACCUGACCGCCUCCACGCCCCAGCUGACCGCGAGGUCAAGGACGUCCAUGUCUCAGUUGGGUCUCCGAUCUCUAACAUCUUCACCUACCUCGCCAAGGUCACCCGUCUCGCCCAGGUCACCAAGGUCACUGGUGAUAAACAGAACACUCGAGUUGAGCAAGAAGUCGCCCUCAUCGAGCAGUCUGUCGUCUGUCAGCAGUCUGUCGUCUGUCAGCAGUCUGUCAUCUGUCAGCACCCCCACCACUGCCGGCAGCAGAGCAACACAACGGCUCCACAAGUCUUCCACGUUACCGAGAAAUUUUAAUGUAAAGCAAGAGCGGACAUAAGUAAAUUCAGCCCCCCACCCACAGCC